UUUCUGGAGAUUGGAGUUUUGCAGAUUUCCCCAUACAGACAUAAUAUAAUACUAAAUACCCCAGUGGUCCAUUUUUUGGUCUUUUAUGGUCCAAUCUCGAGCUGACGUGUCGUCCCAUGAUUGGCCAUUCACAGUGCAGUAAUUACACCAGCGGUGGAAUCUACUCUCUGUCGUUAGACUCUCAUCACACAGCUGUGUGUAGUUAGUUGCUCCCCCCAUUUAUUUUCCUUUCCAGUUGUACUUUUCAAUCUUUUUCCCUUCUCCAAAUCUGUAAAAAUUUCAUCUUUUUUUAAUUUUUGAUUUUAUUUACUAGGGCAGAGAAUUUAUCGCCCUUAAUUCUUGAUAUCAAAAUCCCUAAUUCUUCUCUCCCCCAAAUCAUUUCUUCUCCGUAGAACAAUUUCGGAUCCAUAUUUGCAGUAUAUUAAUUCACACUGAUUAAGUGGGGCUUAUGGGCAUUAAAGAAUUCAUUUUUUCUUGUUUCUUGCACUCCGCUCUCACGGGGGUUCUUUGAGAAUCUUUUGGAUUUUGUUUCACACUCAAUGCUCGCCGCCGCGUUCCUCUGCAUCGCAACCCUCUGCUGCUUCGCCGCCGCCGCGGCUGCGCAGCCGAGCGGCGAGCUUUCUGCCAGAGGCCUCGAUUCUCUGCUUCAAGGCUGUGCUUUUAGGGCGUUUCUCCGCCCGAGGACCGGCAUUGUGUACGAAGGGAAGGUGCCCUCCAACUUGACGGGUAUUCAGGUGUCGGCGCUGCGGCUGAGGAGCGGCAGCUUGCGGCGGAGAGGUAUCGCCGGCGGCUACAAGGAGUUUCGCGUGCCGGUUGGUGUGGUGGAGCAGCCGUACGCGGAGCGGUUAGUUAUGGUGUACCAUAACUUGGGUAAUUGGUCCACUUCGUUCUAUCCUUUGCCCGGCUACACUUUUCUAGCGCCGGUUUUGGGUUUUUUAGCUUACGACGCCGCCGAUUUGUCGGCGGCGAAUCCGCCGGAGCUAGACAUUCGGGCCGCCGGCGAUCCCAUUUCGGUAGUAUUUUCUGAUGUCGGGCCGGGCCGGGCCGGCGGGCCCCCGCGCACGUGUGUGUUUUUUGGUGUGGAUGGCUCCGUAGUAUUCAACAAUGUGGUUCGGAAAAAUACUUGUUGGAUCACAACGCAAGGCCAUAUCUCUAUUGUGGAGGAGUCGAUUGUUCCUCCGGCGCCUGCUCCGAGAGGCGGUGGCGGUGGUGGUGGCGGGGGCGGCAGAGCCGCCGUCGUUGAUGUGGGUGGAGGAAAAGGUGGGAGGAAAGAGUGGGUGAUUGGUGGUUCUGUUGUUGGAGGGGCGGCGCUAAUGGCUGUGUUGGCGGUGGUGUUUGUUUCCGUGAGAAGGUGCGGUCGGCGGAGGAAGAUGCGGCGGAUGGAAGACGCGGCGGAGUUGGGGGUGCCGCUGCCGAUGACGAGAGUCGGGUUCACCAAGGCGCCGGUGGCGCUUCACACUCGGACUAGACCGUUCUUGGAGAACGAAUUUGUACCUUGACAAUGAAAGCUUGUAAAAAAUGAAGAAAAAAAAAAUAGUUUCUUGGUUUUUUGUUAAUUGUCUCGUAAUCCAUUCAAUUCAAUUCAAUUCUUUGUUGAUGGGGAAAUUCAAUCUUUGAUCUAGUUUUCUUUUGUUCUGAAAUUGAUUAUAAUAUUCGGGUUUGGCUC
Messenger RNA from Erythranthe guttata (spotted monkey flower), 1666 nucleotides. RefSeq lists its product as uncharacterized. The record is from RefSeq and is a predicted model, not a curated record. Lineage: Eukaryota; Viridiplantae; Streptophyta; Magnoliopsida; Lamiales; Phrymaceae. Gene Ontology annotation, cellular component: membrane.